This is a messenger RNA of Vitrella brassicaformis, 7239 nucleotides long. Lineage: Eukaryota; Vitrellaceae. The record is from the annotation of a GenBank genome assembly.
CUGGGUAGUGUUUCUUCUCCGCAGACCUCCGGUUCUCUCAUGUCCUGGCAGAUGCACAAGCCGCUGGACGAGGUGGAUUCGGUACGUCGCUUCGUGUGAUCUUCUUCGGUUGCUGAUCUUCGCAGGUAAGACAGCAGAUGGAUGGACAAGAGGCGAUGCACACUCAUUGGGGGGACGACAGACAGUCUACGGGCAGCUUCCACAUUGCAGAAUGUCCUGUUUUCCCUGUGUGUGGAUGCCAUGACAGGCGAGUCUCAGAUCCGAGACCGACAGGCAUUCGGUGCUCAAAUCUGCUCUGACAUACCGCCACAACCCCUUCCCCUCUCCAUUGCCUGGGAUUCAGCCCUUGUCGGUCGCUAACACCACCUCAUCACGCCCAUGGAACCCCCAUCAGGUGGGCUGCACCGUCAGGGAAGAUAGACUCAGCACACACUCACUGUGCAAAUGUCUGUUAUGUCAGAGCUCCCCACGGAUCCGACGGAGCGUCGUCGUCUCAUCGACACGGUGCUCGACUCCAUCGGCAGGAGGACAUCGGGCACAACGCAGAGGGCACACACGCACGCUGAGGGAUGGCAGCCGAGAGAGGAGCGCGACACCACCGGACCACACUCAGCACCUGCACGAGCGCACACUAUGGAGGCGAGCCCAGCCAGUCGGGGAGGUAUGGUGAUCCAGCGUGCGACCGAGACGGGACCGCAGCACCAGCCGCCCCACGAGCAUGACAUGCAAAGGAUGCAGGAAACACACGACAAACAGGCACAGGAGAUACAAAAGGUUGGUGCCUGGGUGGAGCAGGAGGCAGGGAGGGACCUGGCUGGGUGUGGUGUACUUCACGUGCUUACAUCUCUCUCUCUCUCUCUCUCUUGCUGUCCCUCCCUAUGUCUCUAUGUAUGUCUCCUUGUCUGUGACUGACAGGGUCGUGAGGCGUGCACCAAGCUGUCGAUAGAGGUCCAGAACCUGGCUGUUCGUAUGCGUGAGACAGAGGACAAGCACCUUGGGGAGAUCCGUCGCCUGGAGGGCUUAUUAGACCAGGCGCACCAGGACUUGGAGAAGGAGCGCCGCGUCAAGGCCGAGGAAGACCAAGGGACCGUGAAACACCGGAUGGAGGCCAGACUGCAGCCGCCCCCUGGUGCUCCGGUGCUGUCAUGCCCCACGUCUCCCUCCCUCCCAACCCCCACACCCACACCUGACGCGAGAACAACACUUGCCCGGCGGCCGCCAGCAACACACAAGUCCCAUACCAUGCCGGCAGACGUCGAGGCCUCCCGGCCUGCCCAUUCUGGAAUGGAGGUGGCCUACAAGCGGCGGGCGACCCACCCCAUGACGAGAGAGGAGGAGGAAGAGCGAGCCUUUGAAGACAUCAAGUACGGCCCUGAGAAGUACAGGCGGGGCUACACUAUGCCACCACGGCUGACCGAGAGCCCCUACACGCUGCACGAACUGACGCCGCCCAAGAAGAGCCUCACCAUGCCGGUCGGACCCCCUGCCGCCGAUGCACACCCGUCGACCCUUGUGAGCAUCUCACCUGACCGUGGCAUCGUCGCCCCAAAGACGUCAAUCGCCAUCGGGCCAAAGCGCGACCUCACCACACCAACAGUCACAGACACCGCUUUAGCCAAGACAAUGCCGCUUCCGCCUCCGCCGGGGCAGCAGGUCGGGCAGAAGACACGGCCCAGUCCAGCCCGCUGGCGGUCGACCCCGACGAUUGGGUUCACAUCGCCGUCACAGGUGCGUCUCCGCGAGGCCAAGACGGAUGGCGGUGAUGUCAUGGGCAGCGUGCUGUACAACGGGCCAGAGGAGGUGGAGAGCAGCAUGCUGUCGCCUCCUGAGGAGGGGAAGAUGGAAGAAGACAAGACAAAGACAGAGACAGAGAGGAGGGAGGUGGGCGCUUACGAGCCGACAGUGGAGCCGGAGACAUUUGAGAGCUGGCGGCUUCACGCCACCCCCAGCCCUUACACCUUCGGCACGUCUGUCAGCCGACCGCCCCCAAAGAGCCCCUACACCACGCGGCCCUCAUUCCAAGCUCGUGUCGAUGCGGCAGCCGCAGAGGCGUGGACAUCACAGCCGACGACAAGAUACGGCGCUGUGCGGCCCUCGGCCGACUUCCUCUCACCACCACCUGCCCCGUCCUAUACGUCGGGGGCUUACUAUGACAGAGAGAGGGAGACGGGCACUCGCUUCCGGUCGCUGUCGCCCUCCUCAAUGCCGCCGCCUCCACCGUGCUUUCUGUCGGAGCGACUGAGAGACGAGAAGCCGAUCGACAUUCCCCCCAUAAGCGAUUUCUAUCCGCUGUCGACUCCGCGCUCGUCCCCACUGGACCGUCCCACUCGCCGGCCCUUCCAGACCGAGCCUCUGCUUGGAGGGUCGACCUACACGCCCGUCCUUCCCCCGCCACGGCUGCCACCCCGCCAGCCAUUCGACUUUUCAUCGGCCAUGAGAGACGAUCCCGGAUAUGAGCUCCCCAGAUACAGGGACAGAUGCCUCCCCUACUGCCCCCGAUCCUCCUACCUGUCGUCGAUGCCCUUCCCGUCGCUGCCCGAAGACCGGCCCCUCCGUGAGUACUACGGAGGUGGCGGGCCUCUCAAGACCUCCCGGCCGCCAUUCGACUACACUUUCGGGGGCGGCUUGAAGGAGCCCGCCACUGUCAGCGGUGUCAACACGGAGUCGCCCGAUGGUGCCUCUCCUGAGAUCAAGCCAGACGACAAGGAAGCGGCGGGUGGCGUGCCAAAGUUAGAAGGCGGCGAAGGGCAGCCUGUGCAGGAGGAGAGGGAGGAAGGGGAGGAACGUGAGGCUGAGGGUAAGCCCGAUCAGGAAGAGACGGCCGCUGCGGAGCAGGACGACGGGUGCCUGGGGCUCGGCUACCCGAUCACAGCCACACAGCGGCUAAUCAAGUGGGAUGUGUGUGCCGUCGGGCUGACCCACACGCGGACUCUCACCGUGCAAAACAACAGGCAGGCCAAGAGAAAGACGCAGAUCGAUACACAUCGACGCACCAACAUGAAAAAUGUCUUCUCUUACCUCUACGUGCAGCUCCCAGCCCGUGUUGGUAUAUCCGGAGGUGUGGACGGUGUCAGCACUUGACGAUCCCCCAGACCCCACCGAGCCCCCCACCCUCGCGCCUUGCUCCCCAUUCCGCGUCCCCAGCAGCCCCGUCACCCUGCCGCCAUACGGCACGGCCCACCUGCCCAUAGCCUUCACACCCACGCUCAACAAGUGCGACCGUGUGCAGCCGCCCGCCCGAGGGGAGAGGGGUGCAGAGGGAGAGAGGAGCGACGACGGCGUGCCGCUGAAUUGGGUGGGGGAGUACGUUGCACAGCUGAAGCUGAUCACGGCCACCAGUGUGUGUGUGGUGGGGCUGGAGGCGCAUGCCGCCGUGCCCAAUAUCGAGGCAAGCCAGGCCAUACGACUUGGGCACUUGUGUGUCGAUUGUAUCCUUGUUUGGAUCAGAUCACGCCUUCCUCUCUCUGUCUGGGGGCGGUGUUUCCCUUCGGCGAGAGGUGCCGAGCAGUGACAGUCACCAACCGAAGGUCGCACAUCACCCAGUUCACUCGCGCAUGGCUGAUGGUGCGCUGCCUGUGUCGCUGUUGUAAGUGUGUUUGGCGUAGCCAUCAGCCCGAAGGUGUCCUAUGGCGGUGCUGACGUCUACAACCCCUGCACAGACGCCAACAGAGGCCACCCCACGUGGAGCAUCCUCAUCGACAAGGACGGCCCCCUGAGCAAUAAGGAGGGCCGCAUGGUGGUCUUGACCCCCGUGGCCGAUCGACGCGAGGGGCGGGCUCUGGUGCUGCCGCCAUCAACCAGCAAGACGAUCUGGAUCAAGUGAGACAUGGAAGAAGAUAGAUGUCUCACGAUAGAUCCAUGGUGUGCGUGUCGUGUGUUCUGGUGGUAGGUACCGUCUCCCUCCCACCGCCCCCCGCCCUGCACACGCGGGUCCAUCACUGGCCGACAUCCUCGACAGCCCCGCCGCAGCCCCCCUGCCCCCACAGCGCCCCGAGUGCUCCACGGCAUUCCACCUGGUGCCAUCACCAACAAUCACGGAGACAACCCCAUUCCUCACCGACUGCCUCGGGGCACUGGAGAAAGAUACACCGCUCUAUGACGCCCUUGCGCUGCUGAAUCUCCCAUCUGAGAGUGCCGGAGGUGCUGGUGUGGGCAGGAAUGAUGUCAUCGAGGGUUCUGGUUUGCCCGUGGUGGUUGGCGUGCUGCAAUCUUUUGUGGACGUCGUGGCGCUGCAGGUGCCACACCCACUGCAGGCGGAGGGCAUCGUCCUGCAGCCAAAAGAGUCCCUACAAGCCCUGAUGUGCGGCAGGGCUGACUGCAAGAGCAAGAGCGACGGGGCGCUUGCCCCCGUUCGACCGGAUGGGGCCUCCUUAACGCGCGUGGCCGACAGCAGGACCACCCGCAAUGGUCAAGGUGACGAGUAUAAUGGCUUUGUCCGGCUGCAUGCCUGGGUUAAAGUGCGCUAUGACGGCACUUUCCCACGAGUUGUGCUGAAAGGAGCCCUGCUGCAUCCAGCAGUGCACAAAUCAGCCGGUCUUGUGUCUCCACUGGAGGCGCUGCUGAACCCUUUGGUUGGAUGGGACAUUCGCGUGGAGCCCAUGCAGCUGGAGCUGGCCAAGGGGCAGGCCGGAGCGAUCCACAUCAUCGCCGACAAGGCCACCGACGCCCUGUUCGACGGGCCGCUGCCGUCACUGCCUGUUGUGCAUCAUGUCUCUGGCGGCAAGCCCACUACCACUUGUUCCUACGCCCUGGAGUUGCGUCUUGCCCUCCCCAAUCCCCCCGAUGCCGCCGUUGACGCGAAUGCCGUCAGCCAUGCCUUCACACUGCCCCUCGUCCUCGCACCCCCACCGCCCUCCAUGCCUCUCUGGACAAGCGCCAAGCGGCUCGUGUGGGGCGAGGCCGCACCCUUCAUCCCCACAGCACGAACACUGUUUCUGGCCAACAAGGGCGAGUGUCCUCUUCUCAUCCACAUGACGUGUCUCGUCGAGUACCCCGUCGUGGCGCCGACUUUGCCGCCGGCACGUGAAGGCAGGAGGCGGUCCAGUGCCUAUAGCGACAUGGGAGGCCAGCACAGCGUGUCAUUUGACGUGCACUUCAUCAGGGGUCCGGGGUGCUGCUUCAGGCCCCUUGUGUCGGAGCGGGAGGGCGGCAAGUCGGGAAUGGUCAUGGGCGAGUGGGAGCUGCUGCUGCCGCCUUAUCGGUACUGCGAGAUGGCCGUCGACUUGCAGUACUCCCCAAUCAUCACCCAUACAGAGGUCAAUCACUUCGCCCCUUCCCGUCUGCAUUUCUCUUUCGCGCACAAGCAAGAAAGCAUCACCUCAUGACAUGCGUACCUUGUGUGUGCUGCAGAUUCCUCUCGUCCAGGGCAGCCUCAGGCUACACUGCAUCAACUCACCCAACAGGAACGGCCCCUCAGACAGCGACCCAUCCACAUCUGUGCGGCUGCUGGCAUGGCGAGGGAUCGGAGGCGCACUCCUCACAGACGACCAAGACCGCACUGCCCUCUGCUUUGACCACGGCGUGCAGCCAUCACAAGGCCCGUCCAACAGCCGGCUCUUCUCCCUCCAUUGCCGCAACCCAUCCUGGACAGAAAGGAAGACAGCGCGGACAAUGGAUGCCGCCCCCACCGAUUCCUCCGGCUGUCGACUUAUGGCAGCGCGGGCGCAGAACGGGCGAUCUCAUCGGCAGCCGUCUUCUUUUGAGAGGGCUGAUGGCGCCACGUUUGUGUGGAGUGGCGUGCCCCGACUGCCAGACGGCCUGAGAUGUGUGCCUGAUUCGGUCACUCUGCACCACGAGGACGACAUGCUGAUCCAGCAAUGGCAGCUGGACCCCAUCAGCCACAUGAUGAUGAUGUCCCACCUGCAGUCGCCACCAGCCUAUGCGCCGAGGCCGCCGGCGACGUUUGGUGUGGGGACAGACGUCGAGGGAAGCUACCACAUCAGUUCUCAGGUGGUGUCCGUCUGGACGGGGUCGCAGGCCUUCCUGCGGUUCAUGGAGGAUGCGCAGGAAACGAGGGGUGGGGCAGCGGGAGGGUCGAUCGAGGCCCUCAUGGACGCAGCUCUCAACAAGCCGCUGCCGCACUGCCCCGGCUGGUGUCAGCAGCAUGAGGAGACACGACUGGACCAGACGGCGGGCGAAGGCCAGGAGGGUGAAGGAGACGGAGAGGGAGAGGGAGAGGUGGUCGCUGCAGUGCCGUUCAUCAGCAAGGACGACCUCAAGGCCCUCACACAGGCUCACAUCCGGUCGGUGCCCCUCUUCUGUGUCCGCCUCACCCCCACCGGCGCCCCCAGAGUGCCCCUGACCCCUUCCACCCCUCUCAAGACCGUCAUCCUGGGCCCCUUUGACCUCUCUGAGUUGAGAAGCACCAUGCACCGCUGGAACAUGGCCACCGAGACACUCACCCUGCAGUCGCCCUUCGCCGACCAUUCGGCACAUUUCCGCAUCUUCCCCGUGACGCGGCCGUCCCUCUCUCACAGCCAGGACGGGGCGAGACACAACCGAUGGCUGCCGGCCAUUGCCUUCGAGGCAACACCGAGCGAUGCUUAUGAGGGCGAGGAUGAGGUCUUCCUGUUUUCGGAGAUGGAGGGUCAGCUGUCCGCUGGUGGGCAGAAGGAGGUGGGCAUCGAGGCCAACCUGGCGAAAAUGCUACCACUCAUGGUGACGACGAGCAAGGCACGGCAGGUGCAUCACGACACGAGAGAUGGCGGCCCCGUGACGGUGGAGGCACUGAUGCAGAGAGAGGAACAGCACCUGCAGGAAGGCAGCAGGGGCAAUGCCAUGGGUGUGUCCCUCUCUGAUGCGAUAGAGGUGCGGCCGGAGUGUGUGCUGAUGAUGUCUCAGUACUAUGUGGUUGAGUAUGGCGUCGAUGGCUCGCGUGUGUGCCAAGUGCUGGGGCUACACAUGUUCGGACGGACGGACGGGACGGGCCGGGCCGUCGUGGGGUGGAUGGACGAAAUGUGAUGGGGGCGUGGUGUGGAUGGGCGCGGGGCUUUUUCAAUCGCAGAAAGGCUGACUGGCUGAUGAAUGAGUGCGUGCCUGUCUGUCUGUCUUCCGUAGGCCGUUUCCCGCUUUGGGCGGGCCGCGUUCUGGCUGGCUGGCUGCGUUCCUUCGUUCGAAUCUGCAUGUGUGGGUGCGUGCCUGUCUGUCUGUCUGUCUGUCUGUCUACGCCGGUGUGGACGUGCAGUUUAAGCCUGAAUGGCGCCAUAAGCGGUACUGUACCCAUCAUCGACCCGCCCGCCG